AUGUCUGGUGAAGUAUUUUUCGAAUUCAAUGUCAAACCAGGGAAGAAGCGCAAAACACCGUCCGAAUCGGAUGAUAAUAAACAAAUGCAAAAUGGGGUCGAACAGCUGCCGGUGAGGACGCGAAGCGAACGGAAGAAACACCGCCGUAAGCUUGACGAGAACGUCUGGAAAAGAACGGACUACGCCACUGCCAGUGUUGAAAGGUACACAACAGAAAAACCGGAAACGGAAGACAUUGAGCUGACAUCCGAAGAAAACUCGCAAUCUGGAGAAGACCCAGCUGAGCGUAAAACGCGUAAAAAGCGCAAAAAGAAGGGUCCUCCUGAAGGUGUGACAGAAAUUCAUCACUGGGAUGUCAAACCGAUCAAAAAAACACGAGUAUUUCCAUCAGUGCAACCACCAGUACCACCGCGGCAUCCCAAAGGGGAGAGUGCAACGCCGGAAGAUGACCGAGAGGACACGAUUGAACUUGAUGAGGCACCGAUCGAAGAGGCAACUAUGGAACCAGACACGAAGACAGCGAAUCUGGAAGAUACAACAAAGACGGCCCGAUGCAAGGGCUCGAUGGAGAGCGACAUGCCCAAUGAAGAACAACAACCAGUGAAUUUUGAAACUGUAUACGGCCCACCGCAAAUAUCCUCCAGUGAAACUACUCCAGAUGUGGAACUACGUUAUUGGGGCGUACUUGCUCUAUUCAUAUUCUUAAUCAUCAUUUAUCGCAGUUUCCUACCGCCCGUCCAGUGUGAUACCGCUUUUACACAAUAG
This is a messenger RNA of Gongylonema pulchrum, 765 nucleotides long. The record is from the annotation of a GenBank genome assembly. Lineage: Eukaryota; Metazoa; Nematoda; Chromadorea; Rhabditida; Gongylonematidae.